GUGUGGCAAGCGAGAAGCCAGGCGAUUUUGACAUGCCAUGCUGGGUUGGUCGGACAGGUGUGGAAGACGAGAAACCUGGGGAAAAGACGAUCACGAUGGCUUCAUGUCGUCAACGCAAGGCGAUUUUGACAGGCCAUGCCGGGUUGGUCGGACAGGCGCCAGCUUCGGAGAAGUGGCGGGGACGCCUUGGUGUUGUGGCCAUGGAAGUGGUUGGAACGGUAGAGUUGCGGUUGAUCAAGAAGGUGACUCCCAUGCAACGAGGUGCGCGAUUUAGUACCGAAGCCUUAGACCUCUGCAAGCACGCCCAGACUUGGAGCUCGGAUGGUCUGCGUCGAUCUGAUGCUGGUGAGCAAGGAGACAAUGGAGGAGAUCAUGAAGGUGACUGA
Molecule: messenger RNA, 386 nt
Organism: Cladocopium goreaui
Lineage: Eukaryota; Dinophyceae; Suessiales; Symbiodiniaceae
Source: the annotation of a GenBank genome assembly